AGCUCACAUGCGCGAACAUUUGAAACGCACAGUUGACAUCCAGAUUUGAUCGCACUGUAUCUCCGUUUUCACCUUCUCGAUGAAUGAUUUGUGCACCAUCGUUACGUCGCUGACCACUUAGUGACUUCAUAGGACACGUGUGAGUCGUUUAUUUGGUAUUCAUCAUCUCAAGAUCAGUAGAAACCAUCGAGCUAAGAGAGUGCUGUCAAAUCUCGACUUAACCGGAAGCACCUCAAUCAAAACAUUUCCCGAUUUAUUAUCGGUGAACUCCGGAGAGUAUCACUGCACAAACCCGUUUACUGAAUUCAACACAUUGCAGUUUACAAUUUACUUGUCAUUGUCUAUGAAGAUAUCGGAAUAUGACAGAAGUAACGGCUUUCGUUGAAGGAUGGGAUUUUGUGCAAACUCUUGGCGAAGGCGCCUAUGGGGAAGUUAAACUGGCAGUAAAUCAGAUGACACAAGAGGCCGUAGCUGUUAAGAUACUAGAUUUAGACAAAGUCGGACAAAAUUAUGAUAAUAUUAGAAAAGAGGUUUGUAUUCAUCGCAUGGUAGAAGAUAAAUCUAUUAUUAAGUUCUAUGGUUCAAGAAAAGAAGGCAAUAUACAGUAUAUCUUCUUAGAGUAUGCCAGCGGUGGUGAACUUUUCGAUAGAAUAGAGCCUGAUCUAGGGAUGGUAGAAAAACAAGCUCACAAGUUUUUCUCCCAGUUAAUAGAUGGUGUUGAUUAUUUACAUUGUAAAGGUGUGACCCAUCGUGACCUCAAACCAGAGAAUCUUCUCUUGGAUGAAUUUGAAAAUCUUAAGAUUACAGACUUUGGUUUAGCUACUGUUUUCCGUCACCAAGGUAAAGAGCGGUUGUUGUCACGUUGUUGUGGAACACCGCCAUACGUAGCACCGGAAGUGUUGAAAAGAAAAGAGUAUCACGCUGAGCCGUCCGAUAUCUGGUCAUGUGGUAUUAUAUUAGUAGCAAUGUUAGCUGGUGAGUUGCCAUGGGACCAGCCAACGUACGACUGUCAGGAAUACUGUGAUUGGUUGGACAAGAAAAUUAAUUUAACUCCGUGGAGCAAAAUAGAUACAAUAGUUCUAGCGUUAUUGCGGAAAUUACUUCAUGAGACGCCUUCAAAGAGAUAUACUAUUGCAAACAUUAGAAAAGACAGAUGGUAUAUCAAGACAUUUCAUACAUCUAAAGUGUUGUCAAGGAUACCCUCCAGUACUACCCAUGAUUCACCUGAUGGUAAACCAAUUAAAAGAAUCUGUACAGGAAAUGACCUUUCACCUGUAGCAUUCAGCAGAAAUGAUGGUAGUAUAGGCAAUAUAUCAAGUUCACAACCAACCUAUCUCAGUACAACUAACUCUACACCAGGUGACAGUGGGUCCAGUAUUGAUGACCUUGUACAAGGCGGCGUCAGCUUCUCACAACCUGUGCAUACGGAUGAUAUGCUGUUAGGCAGCCAGUUACAGUGCACACCGGGUGGAUCACAGACACCAAUGCAGAGACUGGUGAAACGCAUGACUCGCUUCUUCACUAAUUUGAACACAGACAAGUCACUGAAGUCUGUCGUUGGGGUACUUGAAAAGUUAGGGUAUACUUGGAAGAAAAGCACCCCUAGACAGAUUACAGUAACAACCACAGAUAAACGCAAGAAUCAAUUGACAUUUAAAGUUAACUUCAUGGAAAUGGAUGAUAAAGUAAUGGUUGACUUCAGACUUUCACGAGGUGACGGGUUAGAAUUCAAGAGACAGUUUCUGAAGAUCAAAAGAAAGAGUGCAGAGUUCAUCAGCAAAGCACCUCCAUCAUGGCAUGUGUGAAAAACACAAAGAAUCCAAUGUACAGACUUGUGUAAUAGUAUCCAUGGAGAUCAAUAUCAUUGUUUUCAAUAAAAAAGAUAAAUUUCUAGGCAUGGGUCUUAAUUCAUCAGAAGACAGGUAUUGACAUAAAUGUUUAUAAUAUAACAGGAAAACCUUAAAAAAAUAAGUUAAACUUUCAGGUGAAUAAAUCAAACUUGUAAAUGUCCAUAAAACGUAGAGUACAUCCUUAAUCAUUUACAGGUUUUUGUGGCAUUUGUCUAAGUAAAAACCACCUUACAUUUCAUCCUUGUGACUUGUGUUGCAUGGUGUCAUAUGGGUCCCAUGCAACAUA
Messenger RNA from Saccoglossus kowalevskii, 2136 nucleotides. RefSeq names its product serine/threonine-protein kinase Chk1-like. Gene Ontology annotation, molecular function: ATP binding; protein serine/threonine kinase activity. The record is from RefSeq and is a predicted model, not a curated record. NCBI's taxonomy places the organism in Eukaryota, Metazoa, Hemichordata, Enteropneusta, Harrimaniidae. Gene Ontology annotation, cellular component: cytoplasm. Gene Ontology annotation, biological process: protein phosphorylation; DNA damage checkpoint signaling.